Zea mays is the source of this 1589-nucleotide messenger RNA. RefSeq names its product PLAC8 family protein. The record is from RefSeq and is marked predicted. NCBI's taxonomy places the organism in Eukaryota, Viridiplantae, Streptophyta, Magnoliopsida, Poales, Poaceae. Bases 206 to 1279 code for a protein of 357 amino acids. The transcript has 8 exons.
CAGAGCGCAGAGCGCGAAAGGCGAGCGGCGACUCCCUGGCGUUGACCAGAGCCCCACCCCACUCGCCGUCUCGCCCUAAACCAAAUCCUCCCCAAAGGCAAAUACGAAGGUACAGUGCCCCAGCCCCGCGCCCCCUAGACCAAAGCAGACCAGAAUCCGCCCUACCAAUCGCCUCCCCAGAUCGGCGGUCCACCCGGAGGCGGCGAUGGCGUCGUCGCAGGCGAACCUCGACAAGAUGCAGCUCCGCCAGAGCUACCGCAACGUCUGGCACACCGACAUGACGAACGCCAUCCAGGCCGACUUCCCCUACUGCUGCCUCGCGCUGUGGUGUGGACCUUGCGUGUCGUACAUGCUUCGCAAAAGGGCUCUCUACAAUGACAUGUCAAGAUAUGUCUGUUGCGCUGGCUACAUGCCAUGCAGUGGAAAGUGUGGCGAGAGCCGGUGCCCAGAGUUCUGUCUUGCAACUGAGGUGUUCCUUUGCUUUGGCAAUUCAGUUGCAUCAACCCGCUUCUUGCUGCAAGAUGAAUUUAACAUACAGACCACUCAGUGUGACAACUGCAUCAUUGGCUUCAUGUUAUGCCUUCAACAAGUUGCUUGCAUCUUCUCUAUAGUUGCAGCUAUUGUUGGUAGCGAGGAGCUUUCAGAGGCUUCCCAGAUCCUUAAUUGUCUGUCUGAUUUGGUCUACUGGACGGUUUGUGCAUGUAUGCAGACGCAGCACAAAGUCGAAAUGGACAAGAGGGAUGGAAAGUUCAGCCCACAGCCUAUGGCAGUGCCCCCGGUGCAACAAAUGUCACGCAUCGAUCAGCCUAUGCCGCCUCCUGCUGGAUAUGCACCGCAACCAGCAUAUGGGCAGCCUUAUGGUGGCUAUCCAUCUCCUCCUGGCCAAGGUUAUCCGCCUCCUCCUGGCCAAGGUUAUCCGCCAGCUGGAUACUCGCAGGGCGGUGCAUACCCUCCACCCGCUCAAGGUUACCCACAUGGUGGUGGAUAUCCUCCACCUGGUCAAGGUUACCCCCAGGGUCAGGGUGGUGCAUAUCCUCCGCCUGGUUCUUACCCUCCACAAGGUUCCUACCCCCCAGCAGAGGGCUCCUACCCAGCACAAGGUUCCUACCACCCAGCACAGGGCUCCUACCCAGCACAAGGUUCCUAUUCCCCAGCACAGGGCUCCUACCCAGCACAAGGUUCAUAUCCCCCACCCCCAGCACAAGGUUCAUAUCCCCCAGCACAGGGCUCGUACCCAGCACAAGGUUCCUACCCCCCACAGGCUUACCCUGGCAAGUAAAGAUGACACGACAGGUGAACCAAAUAUCGUGAACAUGUAAACAGUAGGACCGCUUUAGCGCUAUAGGUUAUUUUGAUAAAAUUCUUGUUACUGUUCAGGGUGGCAUUCGGUGAACAAUAUUUCUAUUUUAUACGGUCAACAUCUUGUGUUGAUCAUGUCGUGUUGAGUCUAUCCUCUUUUUUCUUUUCCUGAAUAAGGAAUGGCAUUCAACUGGAAUGUAUUUGAAUUUGGUGACAACUCACGUGGAUAUUGUUUUGGUUCAGAGUUGUCACUUUGCUGUGUAUGAUAGUCGCAACUUUUGAUGACGUUU